Marmota flaviventris (yellow-bellied marmot) is the source of this 3356-nucleotide messenger RNA. It is a transcript of the gene Tll2, whose product is annotated as tolloid like 2. Lineage: Eukaryota; Metazoa; Chordata; Mammalia; Rodentia; Sciuridae. The record is from RefSeq and is a predicted model, not a curated record. Gene Ontology annotation, molecular function: zinc ion binding; calcium ion binding; metalloendopeptidase activity. Gene Ontology annotation, biological process: proteolysis.
CCGGCCGCUGGGGAAGUCACUCCGAGCGGCUGCUUUCCGGGUGCCCCAACACGGACAGGGAGCGCCGCGCUCAGCUCGUUUUGCGCCAGAGCCAUGCCCCGCAGCCGCGUGUAACCUCCGAGCUUCGACCGCCGCGAGCCCACCUCGUGCACCGUCCCUCGCCCGAGCCGAGCUUUCUGUGCACGCAACUCCCUCGGCCCCCGCCGCCCCGCACAACCAUGCCCCGGGCGACUGCCUUUGGGGCCCCGGUGUCACUGCUGCUGCCGCCCCUGCUGCUGCUGCUGUUGCCGCUGCCCCGCGGCACUGGGGGGCUGGAGGAGCGCUUGGACGUCGCCUCGGACUAUUCGGCUCUGGAAGGCGAGGAGGGCGCGGAGCAGCAGCUGGAACAUUACCACGACCCUUGCAAAGCCGCUGUCUUCUGGGGAGACAUUGCUUUGGAUGAAGAUGAUCUGAAGUUAUUUCACAUCAACAAGGCCCAAGACUGGACCAAGCCGUCGGUGGAGGAGUCGGGUCACAGCACGGGUGGCCUUGAAGAGCAGCCAUCUGAGAGCUGGCCAAAUGCUACCGCCUUGAAUACCAGCAGCCAGGAAGCUAGAAAGGAUGGCAAGGAGGACAUAAUGCUUCUGCACAGCCCUGGGACCUUGGAUGCCACAGCCAAGACCUUCUCUGCCCGGGUCCGAAGAGCCACAACUUCAAGAACAGAGAGGAUAUGGCCUGGAGGCGUCAUCCCCUAUGUCAUCGGAGGGAACUUCACUGGCAGCCAGAGGGCCAUUUUUAAGCAGGCCAUGAGACACUGGGAAAAGCACACCUGUGUGACCUUCAUAGAGAGGACGGACGAGGAAAGCUUUAUCGUUUUCAGUUACAGGAACUGUGGCUGUUGUUCCUACGUUGGGCGUCGAGGAGGGGGACCCCAGGCCAUAUCCAUUGGCAAAAACUGUGACAAGUUUGGCAUCGUGGCUCACGAGCUGGGCCAUGUGGUUGGUUUCUGGCAUGAGCACACCCGGCCAGACAGAGAUCAGCAUGUCACCAUCAUCAGAGAAAACAUCCAGCCAGGUCAGGAGUAUAAUUUCUUAAAAAUGGAAGCUGGGGAAGUAAGCUCUCUGGGAGAGACCUACGACUUUGACAGCAUCAUGCACUACGCCCGGAACACCUUCUCAAGAGGAGUUUUCUUAGACACCAUCCUUCCCCGUCGGGAUGACAAUGGCGUCAGGCCCACCAUUGGCCAGCGUGUGCGUCUCAGUCAGGGAGACAUAGCUCAAGCCCGGAAGCUGUACAAAUGCCCAGCAUGCGGGGAGACCCUGCAGGACACAACAGGAAACUUUUCUGCACCUGGUUUCCCAAAUGGCUACCCUUCUUACUCUCACUGCGUCUGGAGAAUCUCUGUCACUCCAGGGGAAAAGAUCAUCCUGAACUUCACAUCCAUGGAUUUGUUUAAGAGCCGCCUGUGCUGGUAUGAUUACGUGGAGGUCCGGGAUGGUUACUGGAGAAAAGCCCCCCUCUUGGGUAGGUUUUGUGGCGAUAAAGUCCCAGAGCCCGUGGUCUCCACCGACAGCCGGCUCUGGGUAGAGUUCCGCAGCAGCAGCAACAUCCUGGGCAAAGGCUUCUUCGCAGUGUAUGAAGCUACCUGUGGAGGAGACAUUAACAAAGAUGCCGGCCAGAUUCAAUCUCCCAACUACCCAGAUGACUACAGGCCUUCCAAGGAAUGUGUGUGGAGGAUUAUGGUUUCCGAGGGGUUCCACGUGGGACUUACCUUCCAAGCUUUUGAGAUUGAAAGGCAUGACAGCUGCGCCUACGACUACCUGGAGAUCCGGGAUGGCCCCACGGAAGAGAGCGCCCUGAUUGGCCACUUCUGUGGCUACGAGAAGCCUGAGGAUGUGAAAUCGAGCUCCAAUAGACUGUGGAUGAAGUUCGUGUCCGAUGGUUCCAUCAACAAGGCGGGGUUUGCGGCCAAUUUUUUCAAGGAGGUGGAUGAAUGCUCCAGGCCAGAACAUGGCGGGUGUGAGCAGCGCUGUGUGAACACGCUGGGCAGCUACAAGUGCGCCUGCGACCCCGGCUAUGAGCUGGCCACCGACAAGAAGACAUGUGAAGUGGCCUGUGGCGGUUUCAUUACCAAGCUGAACGGAACCAUCACCAGCCCUGGGUGGCCCAAGGAGUAUCCCACAAAUAAAAACUGUGUCUGGCAGGUGGUGGCCCCUGUUCAGUACCGCAUCUCCCUGCAGUUCGAAGUGUUUGAACUGGAAGGCAAUGACGUUUGCAAGUACGACUUUGUGGAGGUACGCAGUGGCCUAUCCUCUGACGCCAGGCUGCAUGGCAAGUUCUGUGGCUCAGAGACCCCCGAGGUCAUCACCUCGCAGAGCAACAACAUGCGCGUGGAGUUCAAGUCUGACAACACCGUCUCCAAACGCGGCUUCAGGGCCCACUUCUUCUCAGACAAGGAUGAGUGCGCCAAGGACAAUGGUGGCUGCCAGCAUGAGUGUGUCAACACGUUUGGGAGCUACCUGUGCAGAUGCAGGAGCGGCUACCGGCUGCAUGAGAAUGGACACGACUGUAAAGAGGCUGGCUGUGCGCACAAGAUCAGCAGUGCAGAGGGGACCCUGGCAAGCCCCAACUGGCCUGAUAAAUACCCCAGCCGGAGGGAGUGUACCUGGAACAUCUCUUCAACCGCAGGCCACAGGGUGAAACUCACAUUCAAUGAGUUUGAGAUCGAGCAGCACCAGGAAUGUGCCUAUGACCACUUGGAGAUGUACGAUGGGCCCGACACCCUGGCCCCCCUCCUUGGCCGGUUCUGCGGCAGCAAAAAACCAGACCCCGUGGUGGCUUCGGGAAGCAGCCUGUUUCUCAGGUUUUAUUCAGAUGCCUCCGUGCAGAGGAAAGGCUUCCAGGCAGCAUACAGCACAGAGUGUGGCGGCAGGCUGAAGGCCGAAGUGCAGACCAAAGAGCUGUAUUCCCAUGCCCAGUUUGGGGACAACAACUACCCAAGCCAGGUCCACUGUGACUGGGUGAUAGUGGCAGAGGACGGCUACGGUGUGGAGCUGAUAUUCCGGACCUUUGAGGUGGAGGAGGAGGCCGACUGUGGCUAUGACUACAUGGAGGCCUACGACGGCUAUGACAGCUCAGCACCCAGGCUCGGCCGCUUCUGUGGCUCAGGGCCACUGGAAGAGAUCUACUCUGCAGGGGAUUCCCUGAUGAUUCGCUUCCACACGGAUGACACCAUCAACAAGAAAGGCUUUCAUGCUCGAUAUACCAGCACCAAGUUCCAGGAUGCCCUGCACAUGAAGAAAUAACGCCCACGUCCUCGAAAGAUAGGAACUGAGAAUGUUCUUACAACAGCAGCACCUGGCAAAUCAGCCCUGAAA